This is a messenger RNA of Eutrema salsugineum, 459 nucleotides long. RefSeq lists its product as uncharacterized. The transcript is spliced from 4 exons. Gene Ontology annotation, molecular function: zinc ion binding. Lineage: Eukaryota; Viridiplantae; Streptophyta; Magnoliopsida; Brassicales; Brassicaceae. The coding region runs from base 1 to 459 and encodes 152 amino acids. The record is from RefSeq and is a predicted model, not a curated record.
AUGAGUACAUCAUCAAAACAGAAAGCAUCGUCGGCGAAUUCAGGGUUCAGUGUAAGUAAGAGACGUGGUGUUGGUGUAGGAGAUAGAGGCUUUCCUAUUGGUUGUAGGUGUGGCGAAUAUUUGGUGAUAAGAACUUCCGGCACAACUAAAAAUCCUGGCCAGUUGUUUCAUUGUUGUCCUCAGGGAUCAGAAGCGGAUGCAAACCAUUUGUUCAAAUGGACCGAUGAAGCAAUGGUGGAGGAGAUAGAUGUCAUGAAAGAGGUGCUUCGUUCUACUGAGAAAGAGAUUGAGCACAUGAAAGACACAUUUCGUGGAUAUGGAAACAAGUUGGAAGCCAUGAAAACGGAUGUAGUUGUAUACGCUAAGGAAGUUUCAGAAAUGGAAGGAGAGAUACGGCCGAUCAGGACUUACGCGAUGCGCCUCAAAGAACCGGCGAGACUGGGGCUUUUCCUACGUUAG